UUGGUGAGUCCAUGUAUCGAAGGUAAAGCAAUCCGUAAGGAUGGCUCGAAGCUGAAACGUUGCAAUCCACUAAUCGCAAACAGUUGUGGCAAAGGAUAUUUCUGUUUGGCUGGCAAUAAACCGUUCAAGCGAAGUAGUUUUUGCUGUCCUAAACGAACAGGUGAUCCAUGCAAGGCGCUUAAAACCGAAGGUGAAGGCGAAAAGUCUUUACCAAGAUGGUAUUACAGUUCAACUGAACAGAAAUGUUUACCGUUCAACUAUCGUGGCCGUAAAGGAAAUGAGAACAAUUUCCUCAGUCAACGCCAGUGUGAAAAAACUUGUCUUGCAGAACUCGCAGUAUCAAAAGCAUGUUUCCGCGGCAGUGAACCGUUGAGAGUCAGUGGACAUAUCGUACGAUGCCUGAACUCACAGUCAUGUCCGAGCACUCACUAUUGUCACAUUGGCGCUGAUUCACGAUCGAGCGUGUGCUGCAAACGAAUAGGUAAUGUAUGUGAGCAAGAGCUGGUGGUUGGAGUAGGAAGCGCUCAAUUGUCGCGGUGGUAUUACAAUAACGUUCAAGGCGAAUGUCUCGAAUUUAUGUACAGUGGUCUUGGAGGAAACGAAAAUAACUUCAUAACAAAGAACGACUGUGAAGUCAGUUGCCCAGGUUCCUCAGAGAAGUGCCGUCAUGGAAAACCGUUGCCUAUGAACCGUCUCCUUACAAAGUUUAGUAACGAUACACACAAUCUGAAUACGUUUUGUCCCAAAGGAUAUAUUUCCCAAACGACCAGCAGCGGCUCACAGUUUGGUUGUUGUCCUGAUCCAGCCAAUUACUGCCUCUUGCGACCAGGUGCAGGACCGUGUAGUUCGACCAUCCCACGCUAUAGUUUCAACAGAUUCACAGGAACAUGUCAACAAUUCAAGUACGUUCCUUUGGCUUUCGAAGUGAAUCAUUUUCUCAUUAUAUGA
Anisakis simplex (herring worm) is the source of this 948-nucleotide messenger RNA. The record is from the annotation of a GenBank genome assembly. Lineage: Eukaryota; Metazoa; Nematoda; Chromadorea; Rhabditida; Anisakidae.